Cololabis saira (Pacific saury) is the source of this 1139-nucleotide messenger RNA. RefSeq names its product Zinc finger protein 706-like. The transcript is spliced from 4 exons. The record is from RefSeq and is a predicted model, not a curated record. The coding region runs from base 89 to 319 and encodes 76 amino acids. NCBI's taxonomy places the organism in Eukaryota, Metazoa, Chordata, Actinopteri, Beloniformes, Belonidae.
ACACAACUUCCGUUUCUGAUGCAUUUGAAAAAAAGUCGAACGAAGGAGCGAAGACCUGGUCGCAUCUCGACGGUUGAAGCUGAGGGCCAUGGCUCGCGGGCAGCAGAAGAUUCAGUCCCAGCAGAAGAACGCCAAGAAGGCGGCGGAGAAGAAGAAAGGUCAGGCAGCUGACCAGAAGACUGCAGCCAAGGUGGCGCUGGUCCACACCUGCCCCGUCUGCAGGACCCAGAUGCCUGACCCCAAGACCUUCAAGCAGCACUUUGAGAGUAAACAUCCCAAGUCCCCGAUGCCUCCUGAGCUGGCAGAUGUGCAGGCAUGAAAGACCCCUGACUGGACUUGGACCUACAUGAGAUGGACAAAGACCACGGAUUAGAGGCUGCUUCGCUGCACCUGAAGGACGCUGACAAACACUGGGACCCGACAGUAUUCACGGACUGCGGAAGGAGACGGAGGGAGGGGGACGGAUGUGUUUAUAUGCUGUGUACGUACAUGGGUGUUUGUGCAGGAGAAAACGGUAACAAUGGGGCAGACGUACACCAGCAGGUUUUUUUUUUUUAAUAUAUAUAUACAUAUUUAUUAUGUACAACUACCUUGCUUUUCCAGUUGGGGUGGGAGGAAAGAAGGGGGAUUUCCCAGAAAGCAGAACCAGCUCCAUUAUCUGCUGACACCGUACAAAUGAUCCUGUGAUUAAUGAUGGGGGAAGUUUAUUUAAAGGAGGGAAAGAUGACUGCGCAGCGAUUGAAAUACUGUCGUCGUUUGUGACAGAUUCCCUCACUCGCACACAGACGUGGCAGCGCUGUGUGGCUAAACCUUUGCAACUCCAAACAUCUUCCACAAGCGAGAUUAGAGCCGCUUUUUCAUGGUCAUUAAGCGUUUUUAAAAUGUCAAACAUCCCAGCCUUGAAACCCAGAUAUUUAUGGCAUUUGGAUCCACAGCUUUGCCCCCUCUGUGCUGCUACUAACUCACAGGUGUCUCGCGUUCAGCAACACCUAACAACUGUACCUCACGUUGCACCACACAGCUACUUCACCUUUUGUAUAAAACUCUUAAAUGACUGCAGUUUUUUUUUCUUUUUUUCUGGGCAGAAACCCCAUCUUUCCUCCUUUUUAAGUUACAUGGGACAUGAUUUUUUUUUUUUU